This is a messenger RNA of Lacerta agilis (Sand lizard), 1262 nucleotides long. RefSeq names its product adenosine deaminase tRNA specific 3 (gene ADAT3). Gene Ontology annotation, cellular component: cytoplasm; nucleus. Bases 123 to 1178 code for a protein of 351 amino acids. The transcript has 2 exons. Lineage: Eukaryota; Metazoa; Chordata; Lepidosauria; Squamata; Lacertidae. Gene Ontology annotation, molecular function: tRNA-specific adenosine-34 deaminase activity. The record is from RefSeq and is a predicted model, not a curated record.
UGGGCGGAUGCGCUUCGGGGUCUUUGCAGAGCCAAGUCGAGGGUGAGAUUCCGAUGCACGUGUGGAUACGAUAAUAGGGGGGUACUUUUGCAGGAGAGCGUGCCAGGGAUGCGCCCAUCCUAAUGGAGCCAGGCUGCAAGCGCCGGAAAACGGUGGAGCUGAACGGGGCCUCCACAUGGGACGUGCUUCCUGUUCUUUCCGAGAGGGAAUCCCAGAGUGUGGUACUAAUCCCCGCCUAUGCUGCACCCGUCCUGGACAAGAAGGAGGCGUGCCGCCUGGUGAGGGAGGUCUCUGCCGCCUACCCACUGGGGGACCACCCCCACUUGAAACGUGUCCGUGCUUGCGUCUCCGCGGAGAGCACCCACCCACUGGAGAUGAUCCUAUGCCUGGCCAGCCCCAGGCCAGAGCAGGAUGGCUCCCAUUCCCUUGCUGCACUUUUCCCCGAUGGCCAGGUUGACCCGCGUGGCUUAGGGGCGCCUUUUUUGACCCUGGUGCCAGCCUUCCCGCCCUUGACCCGCCCCCAGUUCGAGGAAGCCUCCUCGCACUGGCCUGUCUCUUUCCAUGAGAACAAGCGCAUCAGCCGGGCUCUCAGCGGCUGCCUCUUCACUCCCUCGGAGAAGGCCGCCAUGCAAAGCCAUAUGGAGCUGGCUAUCCGAGCGGCGCGAGGAGGUGCGCGGCUCAGCAUGGAGCCGGUGGGGGCCGUGGUGGUUGACCAAGCUUCUGGGAGAGUUCUGGCGGUGGCGCACGACUGCAGGGAAGGCUUCAACCCGUUGCUGCACGCCGCUAUGGUCUGCAUCGACCUGGUGGCCUGCGGCCAGGGAGGUGGGGCGUACAGUUAUGAAGAUUACCCUUCCUGCACCUUCCUUCAGCCGGAUGGUGACUCAGGCCAUUCCUCCUCCUCCUCGGGCGACGGGCUCCCCUACAUCUGCACCGGCUGCGAUAUGUACUUGACGCGGGAGCCGUGCGUGAUGUGCGCCAUGGCUCUGGUGCACUCGCGCAUUGGACGGGUUUUCUACGGCGUACCAUCCGCUCACGGCGCCCUGGGGACCAAAUACCACAUCCACUGCCGCAAGGACCUGAACCACCGCUUUGAGGUGUUCCGCGGCGUUCUAGAAGACCAGUGCCGCAGCUUGGCGCAUAUUUCGGUUCCCAGGGAAUCACGGAAAGGCAGUCCUUGAGGAGGAUACUUCUCGUUAUGCUUCCUUUUUAACUUUUUAUAAUAUAUAUUUUAUGUAUGUCUUAUUUUAAGAGAAGUCACGUGU